GCAAACGCAAAAACAGUUUCCCAUCAGCAGUCGAGUGCCGAGGCAGCGGAGAGAAAUGUUGUUACAAUCGAUAUUAAUGAAAAUAUUGGCCGUUUUUUUGGUCUGUUGGCUGGGACACGUCACAGCUCAGUCAUCUGCCGAUUAUAUUGAGCUUGAAAUCGGUUCGAGGGGUGAAGGCCCACCGGAAAAGAAGGAAUUUCCCUGGGGCAAUGAUGACCAGAAUCUUGAAGCAACAUUUUAAGUUUCUUAGGAUUUUUUAAAAUACUAUACAAUGCAUUCUUUGUUAAAUAUAUUUUCAAAAGAACCCAGCUCUUAUCAGUUAAGUUACUUGGUAUAACCAACAUUAUAAUAUACUUUUGGGCCUGUAGAAAAAUAUCUUGCUCUUGUAUGACUACUGCUGCUUAAUUUAAUCGGUAAUAUUGUAUAUUCCACCAAUUGUUAGUCAUAACUGGCUUUAUAUAAAAUUAAGACUUUUUAUUUUUUUAUUAAAUUGUAU
Molecule: messenger RNA, 496 nt
Organism: Drosophila sechellia
Lineage: Eukaryota; Metazoa; Arthropoda; Insecta; Diptera; Drosophilidae
Exons: 2
Coding region: 56-241 (61 amino acids)
Source: RefSeq, a predicted model, not a curated record